Messenger RNA from Lasiosphaeria miniovina, 1271 nucleotides. RefSeq lists its product as uncharacterized. NCBI's taxonomy places the organism in Eukaryota, Fungi, Ascomycota, Sordariomycetes, Sordariales, Lasiosphaeriaceae. The record is from RefSeq and is a predicted model, not a curated record. The transcript has a single exon. Bases 296 to 1150 code for a protein of 284 amino acids.
UCAUCCUCAUCAUCAUCAUCCUCAUCAUCAUCAUCAUCAUCAUCAUCACCAUACCAGCGACUACUCGGGGACGGAGAGAAGUGCGACCGCUGCUGGUGUCAAGGCCUCGACCUUGACGCGGUACGGGACGGCGCUUCGUGCGCUGCAAAGGCGCAUCGACACGCUCAGUAAGAGUCCGGGGGUCGAAUGCGAGGGCGAGGGCGAGGGCGAGGGCGAAGAGGUGGUAAGGGGGGCGUUGAUUUGCUGCACCUUGUUCUACUGCUUCGAGAGCACGCUCGGCAACAGCAAGGCGGCCAUGCGACAUCUCGACAGUGGACUGCGCGUCUUCUCCUCCAGAAAAAACAACCGGCGGAUAGCCAAUCGAAGAGACGAUUUUAUCCUGGCGGACAUGUUGGACGUCCUCGCGAGGCUCGACCUACAGGCCAGUUUCUUUGACGGCGGGCGCAUCCCGCUACUAGCGCUUGUCUCGAGCGAGGAAAGGGCCAUGGCCAUCCGUGGUGGCGAGGAAGAGCAUGCCUUUUCCGGGCUUGACGACGCACACCUCGACUCGACAAGACUGCAGAACUGGAUGUUUCAUUUGCUGUCUGAAAACGUCGAGUUUUCUGCUAAACCCGGCGCGUGUAAUGCUAUUCUCCCUCCGGCCAUCUUGGAAGAAAAGAAGCAACUGCUCAAGGAGCUCGGCGUCUGGGAGCGGCGGUUCGAACGGCUCGUUUCCGACACAAGCAAGCCAUCGGCAGCAUCCGCAUUUCUCUGCGGCGUGCAGACGCUGCUCAUCCACCACCACACCUCGCAGAUGCUGCUCCUGUCACGGCUGCCCGACGACGAGGCCGUCUUCAUCGCCGUGCCGAACCCGACCGCUCGAGACGUCAUCCGCCUGGCGCGGGCCACUGUGGAUCUCGACAAGAGCCAUGAUCAAAAUAAUCAAUCAGGGAGUGAGUCCAGCCGCCGUUUCUUUUCCGCCGAGACUGGCAUUGUCGCGCCGCUCGCCUUCCUCGCCGCCAACUGCGCCGACGAGGCCGUGUCCACGCAAGCUGUCGACCUGCUGCUGCAGUGCCGUAGAAGAGAGGGCCUGUACGACGCGCGCAACAUGGCCGCCGCCGUGGUUCAGAACACGGACGUGCUGAGGCUGAGGCAGCAGAAAAGAGAUUAACUUGGUGGGAGAGACAAAUGGAAACGCCGGGCUAGCGCUAGCACAGUCGCCGGGCAGCGCCAGCACAGUCGCCGGGCAGCGCUAGCACAGUCGCCGGGCAGCGCCAGCAUAGUCGCCGGGC